Aaosphaeria arxii CBS 175.79 is the source of this 2832-nucleotide messenger RNA. RefSeq lists its product as uncharacterized. The record is from RefSeq and is a predicted model, not a curated record. The transcript is spliced from 2 exons. Gene Ontology annotation, molecular function: zinc ion binding. NCBI's taxonomy places the organism in Eukaryota, Fungi, Ascomycota, Dothideomycetes, Pleosporales. The coding region runs from base 364 to 2637 and encodes 757 amino acids.
CAACACCACGCGCUCCCGCCCUUCACCACGACCACAACCACCUGGACUUUUCCCGUGAAGCUUGUUUCGGAAUUCUUUUACGCCCUCCUGCAUGUCCUACACUUCGCAUCCAUCCUUCCCUCGCCCAUGUUCUGUUCCAGCCCGUCACCGGCGAAACAGCGACCGCUUCUGAGCCAUUUGCACCCCUCCACUGUUACAUCGCCCCCAAGUGACAUUAAAGUGCCGCCAGUGAUUUCUCUUCGCUCCAGCGACCAGUUUCUCGACCCUCGCGUGUACUCGAAUGUUUGAACGAGCUUGAGUCUCCAGCAUACUUGCUGCUCUCAGACUGCGAAUAGUUCCGCUCUCAUCUCGUCAUUUUUCAGAAUGCGCCCGAUACGACUGUUUCUAACGCUUACCAUAAGCUUUUUGACUCUCACACUGUUGCUAUACACCAGUCUCAGUCCACAAUACCCAGACGAACGCUACCAUGCUCCUGCAGCCGCUUCGAAUUCGAAGAAGCAGAGUAGGCUGAAGGCCCUCUUCUCCUUCACAUCGCCUGCGUCGCUCUUCCCACCUUCUGCCAUUAUAAGCCUCACAGAUGAUAACUCGACAUUCUUUCUCUCGCGCCCCGCCGCUUUUGGCCCUUUUCUCCCUUCGAAGGGGUUGAGCGGACCGCUUUGGAUUGGGAGCGGCUUUGGCGACGAAGCCCUAUCCCGCGGAGAACUGGGAUGUAGCGACGUUCCCGGCUGGGAGGAGCGUGCGAGUGCAGCGAGACUCAACGUCGAAACCCUGUCUAGAAGUAGACCAUCCUCGAACACCGAAGACCACAAGGACAAUGAUAGUGCACCGGUCAGGCGGGCACUAAGAGAGCAUGCAGAUAUCCAGUCAAUCCAAGAGAGCGCUGAGAUUACUGGCAAGAUUGUACUCCUAAAACGAGGUGGCUGCGGUUUUCUGGACAAGGUAAAAUGGGCUCAGAGCCGAGGAGGCGUCGCCGUGGUUGUCGGAGAUGAUGUCCGUGGUGGACCUUUAAUUCGAAUGUACGCACAUGGGGACAGCUCCAAUAUUACCAUCCCCGCACUCUUCAUAACGCACACUACGGCUCACCUGCUCUCGUCCCUGGUCCCUCCCUCUGGCUUUCUACGUUCACUUUCUGCCAGCAGCGCUACCCAGGUACAGCCUGCCAAGGAUUCGAAAUUGCCUGGAACUGCGCAAGAAAAACCUUUCGAUACACAACCGCGUCGUAACAAAGGUGGAGCACGCUCCGGCAGCGCUGAGAAAGAGACAGACCAAACUGCCGACCUUGACAAGAAGGAGAAGUGGGCCUCUACCAGUUGGUUCGGCUCAGCUAUGCGCUCUCUCAACCCUUGGAGCACGAGACGUGUGGAACGAAGCACAGUCAGUAAGGACUCAGCGUGGGUACCCGUUGAAGAUUUUGAUGUCGACACUGCUCCAGACUAUGAAGGUGCCAAGUCUGCCACGCCAUCUUCCGUGAGUCCUAUACAAAUAACAGACGAUUACACCACUGGUGACCAGGACUGGCCUGAUCUCGACCUCAUACCUCAGAGAACAUCUAGUGGCUUCAUCCCACAAAGAAGCGGGCAAGUCCAGGGCGCUCGACCUGUUGAAGAGGUACCCGAAGCUCAACCAGAUAGCCAGGAACCAGAAGACCCAGCACAUCACGAGGGUCUCUGGGUUACUUUGACGCCAGCCAACGUUUCUUCCAGUCCGAUAUUUGAUACUCUUCUUGUUCUGGUCGUGAGUCCCUUAGUCACGUUAACGGUUGUGUACGCCCUCCUACUACUAAGAUCGCGGAUACGCCGCCGACGCUGGAGGGCACCGAAGUCUGUGGUGGAACGUCUACCUGUUCGAACAUAUCACACCAUUAGCGACACCCCUUCGCCAUCCGCAAGUCCUGCGACGACCUCUCCAACAACACCUCUGUUGCAACGAACAGCCUCGCGGCCUAGCACUGCUGGUUCAAGAGCUCAGUCUCGUGCCGCGACCGAAUCGCCUGCGUCAUCAUCUUCUGUCAAUCAGAGCGAGGCGGUACCGGAGGAGGAGAAACGCGAAAGUGGCCUAGCUGAAUGGCGUCGUCGCUAUGUUGGCCGUCAAAGAGAGUGUGUUGUAUGUUUAGAGGACUACGUGGACGGUGUCAGCCAAGUGAUGAGCUUGCCGUGUGGCCAUGAAUUUCACGUAGAGUGCAUUACUCCUUGGCUUGUGACCCGCCGUCGAACAUGCCCGAUUUGUAAGGGCGAUGUCGUCCGCUCGCUAUCACAAUCGUUCCGUGACCGAGCUCGUUUCCCAUCCUUGCCGACGCGAUCAUCUCGACCUUUCCACGAUGAUCCUGGCUCUUUGCAAGCACAGGUUGCCGAGACUCACAACGACUCACCGUCCGCAUCCCGGCCUGUGCCAAUAUCGUCUUCAGAUCUCUACGACGACCCCGACGUAGAGGCAAAUUGGGAUGACGGUCCCGAAGUCGACGAUGGUAGAGGCAGAGCUGGAUCCAACAGUCCAGGCACAGGUUUUGAUCUCAGUGGCUCUUUUCGCGAACUGAGUUCCACCGUGCAGACUACCAUCUGGAGAGGCUUCGACGCCAUUCGGUCUGCCACUGGUACUCAGAGACGGCAGAGUCAUGACGACGUUGACCGAGAUCGCUGAAUGUAAAUAAUCAUUCAGUUCAUCUCGCAUGGUUUUGGAGUUGGCGGGGGCAUGGGAGGUUUUCUAUGCCCAGGAAUUAAGCAUUUUGAUGGGCAGCAUUGGGGCAAACGGCGCUACGUAGAGAUAUCCACUGAUGAAACGUAACUUAAUUCAUUUUAUUUUCACGAGGACGCACUUGAGGCGGUCCGGGACCAC